CCUUCGUUCUCUCUCUCUCUCGCGCUCUUGGAUCGCUUCCUGAAUCCUAACACGGAGAAAGCGGCCAUGGCUUCUAGGGUUUUUGCUCGGAUCCCGAGGUAUGCAAUCGGCCGCCAAGGUCUGGUCUCUGUUUCUGCUCCGCAGGAACCGUUUUGGACCAUCUCCAAUGGAUUCCAUACUGUGAGCGAAUGGAAUUCGAGUCCUUUAUCUAAGUUCCAACCCUGUAGCAGCAGGACUGUGCAAUUGGGUUAUUUACUCCCAAUCAGUUCUAGUAUUCGACAUUAUUGGUUUUCAUCCUCUGCAUCUCCUCAACCAACUGAUAAGGAGAAAAGCCCAACAAACGGUGAUUCAGAUCAUGUAUCUGAUGAUGGAAAACAGACUGAAUCUACUAAAACAAAUGUUGAUUCCUCUCCAUCAGAGAAAACAGGAGAUUCAGAUGAAGAGACUGAAUUGUCUAUGGGGGAUCUAGUUCAGCUAGUUGCAGAGAAGGAAGAAUUACUGAAGAUAAAACACAAGGAGCUUGAGCAAAUGCAAGAUAAAAUACUUAGAACCUAUGCUGAAAUGGAGAAUGUCCUGGGCAGAACCAAGCGUGAGGCCGAAAACUCAAAAAAAUUUGCAAUUCAGAACUUUGCGAAGAAUCUACUGGAUGUUGCUGAUAAUCUUGGAAGAGCUUCAUCUGUUGUGAAGGAAAGCUUUUUGAAGAUUGAUUCAUCUAAGGACUCAGCUGGAGCUGUACCACUUCUGAAGACACUCCUAGAGGGUGUUGAAAUGACUGACAAACAACUUGCAGAGGUGUUCAAGAAGUUCGGGGUUGAGAAAUUCGAUCCUAUCAAUGAGCGCUUUGACCCCAACAGACAUCACGCCAUGUUCCAAGUUCCUGAUGCCUCGAAGCCUUCUGGUACCGUUGCUGCUGUUUUGAAGUCGGGAUACAUGAUAUAUGAUCGUGUUCUCCGUCCAGCUGAAGUCGGUGUUACUGAAGGUGGUGUUACUGAAGAUUCCGAUGACAAAAUCAGAAUGAAGCUGCAGUGCUCCAUUUCUACCAAUACUCCACUGUUGAUCAUCCCACAUGAAAUCUUCAAUGAGUUCUAUGGUGUCUGUUGCAAUGUGGAUCAAGUUAAGCAAACCGAAUUAACUUACGAUUAGAUUAGAUUAGUUUUUCUCUUGUUUGAGGAUCAAAAUUUGUUAUACUUUUUUUUUCUGUGACAAGUUUGAGUCAUAAGAAACAUGGAGAUGAAUUUUAUUAUUUUACCAGCAAAUUUUAAUGUGUUUUCACCCAUUUUUGCAUCUAUUGACAAACAUAAAUGGCUUGGAAAAGCUACUUUUGAGUUAA
Molecule: messenger RNA, 1330 nt
Organism: Dioscorea cayenensis subsp. rotundata (Guinea yam)
Lineage: Eukaryota; Viridiplantae; Streptophyta; Magnoliopsida; Dioscoreales; Dioscoreaceae
Product: grpE protein homolog 2, mitochondrial
Exons: 6
Coding region: 67-1143 (358 amino acids)
Biological process (GO): protein import into mitochondrial matrix; protein folding
Cellular component (GO): PAM complex, Tim23 associated import motor
Molecular function (GO): protein homodimerization activity; adenyl-nucleotide exchange factor activity; protein-folding chaperone binding
Source: RefSeq, a predicted model, not a curated record